This is a messenger RNA of Tigriopus californicus, 2138 nucleotides long. RefSeq lists its product as uncharacterized. The record is from RefSeq and is a predicted model, not a curated record. The coding region runs from base 139 to 2007 and encodes 622 amino acids. The transcript has 2 exons. Lineage: Eukaryota; Metazoa; Arthropoda; Copepoda; Harpacticoida; Harpacticidae.
GUAAUACUCAGCUAACGCUUCCUCCUCCGCUAUUCCGCGUUACGACCUGAAGCUGUGAAGACGUGCAUUUCAGAGCUCCACUUUCGACACAUAGAGCAACUCUUAGUGAUAAAUGCAGUCAGGAUUCUAGCCUCAAUCAUGUCCACUGUUGAGGGAGCAAGAAGUUCACCAACAUCUCCCAAGUCCAAAUUCGAUCCAGAGAUCAGCAUGUCGGAAUCAAACUCUCCUUAUCAGACCGUGAUUACGGCCGUAUCUCCUCCUCGCCGAGGUUCAGGAUCAAUGCUAGUGCGAUACUUCGAGCAAGUCAAGAAAACAGUCGAAGAGUUCAUCGAGGAUGUGGGCUACGCCGAGAUGCGCCCCGAUCAUGAUCUAGAUCCUGAUGAAUCUGAUGUGCGGCUCCGAGUUGCUGCGGCUCGUAUCCCUCGAAUUCAACAGCGACUGAACAAUUUGAGUGAGAAAGAAGCCACAUUGACCAAGUCUUUGCUUGAUCAGGGGAUUGAAGAUCCGCACCAUUUGAUGGAAAAGAUUGAAACGAUUGUUGAUUCCUUCGAAAGAAGUCAGCAAUCACUCCAUCAGAAACUAGCUAAUCGUCCAAAUCUGCGUCAAGAUUUAUUGCCGUCUUUGCCUAUUGCAACAACUCAGGACGUUGGAUCAUAUGCUGUCACACCUGUCAAGUCUGUGGAUGAUUACGAUGCUACCAAACACGUCGAUCCUAAAUUCGAUGGAGAUAAGUCAGACCCCGAAUGUCUUCAGAAAUUCAGCUCUUGGAAGUCGGCAUGGGAUUCAGCUCAUGCCACUUUGAGAACGCUGGAGGGUUACAGUUCAAAAGCCGCUUUCAAACACCUCGAGAGUGUCCUCACAGGAGAAGCCCUCAAAAAGAUACGACUAAUCAAUCGAUCAGGUGGAACUUAUGAGUUGGCCAUUAACAAGCUUGAGUCUUUCUUCGGCAACAAGUUGGGCCUCGCGGCCAAUUAUUUAACGUCAGUAGGAGAAUUUGAAGGAAGCAAUCUGAACAUGGCCGCCGUAAUCCAGGACUCAGUGGUUGGCCUGGAGAGCCUUCAAGAUACUUUUGUCGAAGACAAGGUGGAUCCCUUUCAAUUUAGCAUUAUCCACCAUUUGCAAACUCUGAUGGAGUCUAGACCCACCAUGGCUGAGUCUUGGUUACACUUCAAGAAGCGCCGACAUGAAGAAUUUCUGGCCCAACAAAUUGGCGAGAAAUGGCAUCCCAGCAUCGUAGAAAAUUCUACAUCUUUCAAGGCUUGGUUGGACACUUUUCGAGCCAACCGACCCACCGCCAAGAGUAUGAACAGUAAAGUCAAGCCAAGUGCACGUGGUUCUUUGAGUCGAGGCCUUCAUAGGCCGAAAAAAGUCUGUUUCGUUUGCAGAGGUGAUCAUCGACCAUUUCAAUGUCCAACAGCUGUCUCCUUCACCUACACGGAAUGGUUUCAAAUCUGCAAAACAGAAAACAAAUGCCAAAGAUGCCUCAUUCCAUGGACUUCCGGUCACGUUUGUGAAAGCCUCUGUAGCUUCUGUGGCCGUGGUCACAAUAAGGUUCUUUGCCCUGAGAACCGUAAUCGUAAGAAAAUAUCUAGCGUCACUAAGCGACCUCGUUCCCCAUCAUCUCGCACCUUCUCCAGCAAAGUCUCUCGUGGCCGCAGUCGUGAUCGCACUUCCGGGGAACCUCGUGAUCGAAACAGGGAUCGAAGCAAUGAUCGGAUUUGUGAUCGAAGCAAUGAUCGGAUUUGUGAUCGAAGCAAUGAUCGAAUUAGGGAUCGAAGCAAUGAUCGAAUUAGGGAUCGAAGCAAUGAUCGAAUUAGGGAUCGAAUUGCCAGUGAUCGUGAUCGAAUUGCUAGGGAACGUGAUCAUAUCCGAGGACGGAGGUUGUCGAGAGGGACUUCACGGCGAAGUAACUCCAGGGGAGCAAGAGUAGAACAAGACCAAAGAAAUGUUGAAAAUAGUGGUAGAACGCGGCAUCGCCAUGAAGUAUCCCAGGUUCGAAGAGACUGAGAGAAUCCAAAAGAUGACUUUCCCCCUCUUCAAACAUCACUUAUAUCAUCAUAUCUCUGAGGUUCAUUUCCAUGUUUCUUUGUACAAUCUGUUUGCAUUUCAAUAACAGAAUAUACGCACUCCUGAAUCGA